AUGGCAACUCCAACAACAGAGCACAUCGCAGAGGUUCUGCUGAACCGAGCACACUCCACAGAGAACAGCAAGACAAUUUUCCGCGAAAAAGUGCGUCUGCGGCCCUUAUUAUUACGACCGACAUCACCCGAUCCAAACAUAAAUGCUCGGUCAAAACGACAAUACGACCGUCUCCAAAAGGCCAAAGAACAACGAAAAUCGAAAAAGCCCAAACCACUUUCGGCCAAACAGAAGCGUGCACUCUGCAUUUACGAGAUUCCCAAAGAGCAACGCAAAUAUGACAUCUACGCGCCCUUGCAUGUCAUGUGGUGUUCCUACAUGCGCGAAGUCCUCGGCAUCAGCGAACAACGAUCAUUCGUAGAUCCCGUCGGUGCUGGACCCAUGCUCACAUCGGCGGACUACCACGGCGCAAUGUUGGAAGUAGUCAGGAGUCGAUGUGUGAGCAGGGUCGGUCUGCAAGGUAUUGUCGUGAAAGACAACAAGUUCAGCUUCGAGCUCAUUACUCGCAAGAAUGAACUCAAGACUGUUCCCAAAGAGCACACGGUCUUUCGUUUCGAGGUACCUUUCGAGGUCAAAGAAGGCAUGGAACAGACAUCGCGGGAUCCGCUUUCGUUUGAGAUCUAUGGGAGUCAAUUCGAGGCGCGUGCUCCAGACCGCGCCACCAAGAAGUUCAGGCUACAUUUUGACCCAAGCAUAUGA
This is a messenger RNA of Dissoconium aciculare CBS 342.82, 699 nucleotides long. Its product is annotated as RNase P/MRP, p29 subunit. Gene Ontology annotation, cellular component: ribonuclease MRP complex; ribonuclease P complex. NCBI's taxonomy places the organism in Eukaryota, Fungi, Ascomycota, Dothideomycetes, Mycosphaerellales, Dissoconiaceae. Gene Ontology annotation, molecular function: ribonuclease P RNA binding. The transcript has a single exon. Gene Ontology annotation, biological process: tRNA 5'-leader removal; rRNA processing. The coding region runs from base 1 to 699 and encodes 232 amino acids. The record is from RefSeq and is a predicted model, not a curated record.